CGAGAGAGAGAAAGAGAGACAGAGAAAGAGAGAGAGAUAGAAAGAGAAAGAAAGACAGGAGUUGACCCGGGUUAUUAAAGAAACAGAGAGAAGAGAGAAAAGCAAGACUCAAAGACAGAGAGAAGCUGAGCGAGAGUGAGACUUACAGGGAGUUGGGGCAUAGGCCUCCCCCCCACUCCUCACACACACAGAACCUGGCCCAGGUCUGGCCUGGGUUUGACCUAGGUUUGACCCGUGCCAGGGCGGACUCAGGACCCCUCAGUGAUGAACAACCGUUCCAUAGCCUGGUGGCUGCGGCAGAUCGGCCUCCCUCAGUACACCAAGACCCUGGAGGGACAGUACUAUGGACUGGAGGGCCUGCUGUAUGUGACAGAGGGGGAUCUGAAGGAGGCAGGAGUGGAGGAUCCUGAACACAGAGAAACCAUCAUGACCCAACUGAAACGACAUCAGCAGAUGCUGAACCCCACCACAGGGAACAGUACAGUGACCUCACGCAGGGUGACCCGGAAGUACUCGCUGGGCUCCUCCCUGGACAUGAUGAAGCCGAGCCGGAGGCUGUCAGGGCAGACGGCGGAUCUGUUCCGGCAGAGCAUACUGCCCCGGUUGAAGCGCAGGGACCGGGUCACCCUCUCCUCUUCCUGCUCCCAGCUCAGCCCCCUGCAGGAGGUGCUGGUGCCCCCCUCCCCUGGCCCGGAACUCCUCCACCCUUCCCAGCCAGCUGCCUCCACCAACAAAGAACAACACAGCAAACGGAAGAGUGUUGGCGUGUAUUUAAGUCAGCUUAAGGGGUGGGAUGUUCUGACUCAAGUCUGUAGUGUAGGCAGACGUGUAUGCGGUGUACUGACUGCAGUGUGUACUAUAGGCAGGUGUGUGUAUGGGGUGUACUGCCUGCAGUGUGUAGGGGCGGAGCAGUUGUUGGAGAGAGACGGGGACUUCCUGAUCAGAGACUCUCUCUCCAGCCCUGGGGACUACGUGCUGAGCUGCCAGUGGAGGAACGAGCCCAUGCACUUCAAGAUCAUCCGUGUGGUACUGAGGCCCAAGAAGGGAUACUCGCGGGAGCUGUUCCAGUUUGAACAGGACCAGUUCGACAACAUCCCGGCGCUCGUCCGCUUCCACGUGGGGGGGCGUCGGCCCAUCUCCGAGGCGUCGGGGGCCAUCGUCUUCCACCCCGUGAACCGCACCGUGCCCCUGCGUGUGAUCAGGGAGCGGCAGGCAGCCCGCGCCCACAGCAGCAGCGACCUCCGCUGGCCGGGGGCGGAACAGCAGCCAUGCUCCGAGCGCAGCAAGAGACUGAGCUUCCACUCUGGCCAGAUGGACUCCUCACAGGUCAACAGCAACCUGCUCAGGAACAAGGAGAAGAGCGGGAGUCACCCUGGUAACCUGGAAAACCUGGGCCGGAGACCCUCCCUGCAGACUGCACAGUCUGAUAGCAACCUGCGCUCAGGCACCCCACCAUCCAACCAGACAGAGGACCCCAGCCCCGCCCCCAUGUCCCCGUUUUUUCGGACAGGAAGCGAGCCCAUGCUGAGCCCCCGCACCCCCCGCCACACCCACCCCUCCAACCCAGCAGGGGGCGACACCCUUCGCGGCUCCGACGGGCAGCUGCACUCCCGCGCCCCGCCCAAGCCCCUGCGGGUGUCGGCCGUGUUCCCGGCCCGCCCCCCCGGGGAGGACCCCGCCUCCUUCUACGACGAGCUGGUGCCGCGCGUGCCCCCGGCCCGCCUGCGCGGGCACGUGGACCGCCUGCGCGCCGAGGAGAAGUGGCAGAGCCGCGCCCGCCUCACCGAGAGCAGCUUCAGCUUCCUGGAGAUGGGCGGGGCUCCCCAGCUGCUGGGGGUGGGGGAGGAGGUGGAGCCCCAGGACCAGGGGGCGGAGCCACACUUUGUCAGGCCGCAGGUGGAGACGUCCUCCAGCUUCGACCUGGACCAGUUCAGCUCCCUCCUGUUGCCCGACAACAACCGGCCCCUGGAGCCCGCGGUGCUGCUGGCCCUGAAGGAGCUCUUCACCCGCAGCGACCCCAAGACCAUCGCCCUGCACAUGCUCAGUGUCGACUGCCAGGUGGCCCGGAUCACUGGUGUGACGGAGGAGCAGAAGAGGCUCAUGGGAGUGAGCUCCGGGUUGGAGCUGAUCACCCUACCACACGGCCAACAGCUGAGACAGGACCUGCUGGAGAGGCACCACCUGAUCGCCCUGGGUGUGGCGGUGGACAUCCUGGGCUGCACGGGCACGGUGGGGCAGCGGGCGAACGUCCUGCACAGGUUCAUCCAGCUGGCCAAGGAGCUGCGCCACACUGCCCACGACCUCUACGCCUUCUCUGCUGUGAUGAAGGCUCUGGAGCUCCCACAGGUGGCCAGGCUGGAGAUGACGUGGCAAGCUCUGAGGAGAAACCACACAGACAGCGCUGUGGCCUUUGAGAAGGUGCUCAAGCCCUUCCUGCAAGCUCUCAACGAGGGAAACACUGAGGCGGUCCAAGGCCCUCUCUCCAUGCCCCACGUGCUGCCCCUCUUGCGGGUGAUGGAGGGCGAGGAUUUGGGGGAGCACACAGAGCGGGGGUGCCAGUUGUUGCUUAACACCCUGCAGUCCGCCCGCCAAGCCGCCCUCAACGCACCCCAGUACCAGGCCCACGCCCACACCUUGCUCACAGGCUGGGAACCAAUCCCCGAGCUGCUGGAGGCGUUCCGCACCGAGUUCGCCCUGCGACUGUUCUGGGGUCAGUCGGGAGCAGCGGCCGAGAAGCAGGAACGCUGGGAGAAGUUCGACAAGGUGCUGAGGGUGCUGUCGGAGAAACUGGAACCCGGAGACGCCCCCCGGACUCUGACCCCAGACCCCUGAUGCCUGAUCCCUGACUCCCGGCCCACAGAUACUGGAGCUCUGUACAAGCUUGGGGGGGGGGGGGGGGGUUGGACCCUACCCUGAGCUUUCCACACCACCUCCAUGCCCUCUCCAUGGCCAAAACCCAGGAAACCUGCCGUUUCACCUGGGAACCAUGGAAACUGGUCUGUCCUCCUCCUCCUCCUUCCUGUAAUCACCGUCAACAGUAGAAAAGAGGAUUCAGGGAGACGAGACAAACGGACCGUUGGUGCUCACACAUGGGAGAGACGUUGCAUGUGAUACUGUGUCCAUGUUGUAAUUAAGCUGUUUUAAUUUUUCUCCCAUACAGCCACGCCUUUGAAUCUGACACUCAGGGCCACACCCCCUAGCACAUGGCCAUACCCUCAAACAGAGGGCAACUCUGAGGCCACGCCCCCAAUGAUGUGCCACACCCUUAAACAUGGGGCCACGUCCUCAGGGACAUUAUAAUUACAAUGUCUGUAUUUUCACUGGAGAAAAAAACAGCUGUGCCACAGCCAGGAUUCAGACUUACCACCUGCUGCAUACAAGAGACUCACAAGUUGUCGAGUCUCCUGGUACUUUUUUGCCACCAAGAAAUGAUCCAGGAUCAGCUCAUGCAAUCUUUUUUUUUUCCCUCUCUAACCCAAAUUUGGAAUGUCCAGCUCACAAACCAUGUACAAAUGUGCUCACAUACGCCCCCUGCUGCCGGCUCGGGAGUGCAAACACAACUCACGGUUCUCCUCCGAAACACGCGCCUGCCAGCCAGCCGCUUCUUUUCACACCGCAACCAUGAAAGAGCACAUGCCCGGACGGCCACCAGCCAACGAUGCGCCUGCCCUGCUGGGCUGCUGGCCACAGUCGGCACUGGCACGGCCUGGAUUCGUUCCGAAACAGCAGUGCUCACUCCAGACGCCACAGGCGGCGCUUUUACUGAGCACGUGCGAUCUUAAGCCCUGAUCACUGAAGCUACCAAGAAAGAGAACAAACUCCUUCCAGGUCUGGGGCGAUGUCACUCAUUAUUCCUGUCUUCUGAUUCGCUGAGCUGGUGACACGUCAGACAAAGGAGCCAGUCUCAGAAGAGUCGGGACAAUAACUCUCCCAAGGGUCCACCAAUCACAGCGGCCUGUUCGCCAAUUUCCAUGAUUCCCUCCUGCUUCCAGUUCUGAAAAUAAGAUGGCACUGGGCCUUGGGUGUGAUUGCUACAGUAUAAAUGUACAGCCCAAUCGUGAAAUGAACACCCCAGACUAAUUCUAUCAACUCUGUUUGAUCACAGAUCAGAAGUAUCUUCCUUUUU
Messenger RNA from Anguilla rostrata (American eel), 4126 nucleotides. RefSeq names its product SH2 domain containing 3A (gene sh2d3a). The coding region runs from base 265 to 2832 and encodes 855 amino acids. Gene Ontology annotation, molecular function: guanyl-nucleotide exchange factor activity; phosphotyrosine residue binding. The transcript has 15 exons. Gene Ontology annotation, biological process: positive regulation of peptidyl-serine phosphorylation; small GTPase-mediated signal transduction. Lineage: Eukaryota; Metazoa; Chordata; Actinopteri; Anguilliformes; Anguillidae. The record is from RefSeq and is a predicted model, not a curated record.